This is a messenger RNA of Syngnathoides biaculeatus (alligator pipefish), 1143 nucleotides long. It is a transcript of the gene rbp4l, whose product is annotated as retinol binding protein 4, like. The coding region runs from base 553 to 1143 and encodes 196 amino acids. The transcript is spliced from 5 exons. Gene Ontology annotation, molecular function: retinol transmembrane transporter activity; retinoid binding. Lineage: Eukaryota; Metazoa; Chordata; Actinopteri; Syngnathiformes; Syngnathidae. The record is from RefSeq and is a predicted model, not a curated record.
UGUGGUUCCCACAAAGUUCCACUUUGUGAUCUGUUUUUGAAUGUUUAUGUUUUCAGACUCCGAAAUGAAGCUGUUGUGUCAACGGUUGAGCAAAACAAAAGCUUCCUUUCGAAGUUGUAAGCAUUGGCUUAUGUGUUUAGGACCCCUGACUCGACACUCAAGAGGUCAACAUGAGCGCAAUGGCAAAAUGAGGUUGGACUUGAAAGCCUUUGUGUGUGGAGUUUGUGUGGGGUCCCUCCGAUUACUCCUUCCUGGCUUCAACAGUCCAAAAAGACACGUGUGAUCGCAGCUACAGUCAGUUACAUAAAAGUCAAACUGUUUUUUAUGGUAAAUCUUUGUCAGGUUUGUACACAAAAGCCAGCUUAUGGUGAGCAUUUCUUGCCAACAAGAUUACCUCUAGAUUUAAGCACCUUAUUUAGUUCCUGGCAAUGAAAGUCAGUCGUAAGCUGGUCUGCGUUUGGCUGUAUAUAAAGGCGGCAGCGGCAGACAACGGACCCAAUCUGAUGUUUGGCCAUAUACACGGACAAUUUGCUCAUACUUUGAACUAAAAGAAUGGCAUCCACCAAGCUGACCCUCCUCCUGGUCGUGGUGUCCUGCAUCGAGAACUGCCUGUCCACCUCGUGCGUGGUCGACAGCUUCACCGUCAAACAGGACUUCGACCCAAAGAGGUACUCCGGGAAGUGGUACGCUCUGCAGAAGAAAGAUCCGGAGGGCCUGUUCCUGCAGGACAACAUCUCUGCGGAGUACACCAUUGACGAUGACGGCAGCAUGACGGCUUCCUCCAAAGGACGCGUCACUCUUUUUGGCUUCUGGGUUGUAUGCGCCGACAUGGCCGCCCAGUACAGCGUCCCCGACCCCGCCACCCCCGGUAAGAUGUUCAUGAACUACCAGGGACUGGCCAGUUACCUGUCGAGUGGAGGCGACAACUACUGGGUGAUCGACACCGACUAUGACAACUACGCCAUCACCUAUGCCUGCCGCACCGUCAAGGAGGACGGCAGCUGCGAGGAUGGCUAUGCCCUGGUGUUCUCCAGGAACCCCCGUGGCCUGCCCCCCGCCAUCCAGCGUAUUGUGCGCCAGAAGCAGGAGGACAUCUGCAUGGUUGGACAGUUCCAGCCCGUGCUGCAGUCCGGAGCUUGCUAA